This is a messenger RNA of Pomacea canaliculata, 6033 nucleotides long. RefSeq names its product afadin- and alpha-actinin-binding protein-like. Bases 956 to 2695 code for a protein of 579 amino acids. The transcript is spliced from 14 exons. The record is from RefSeq and is a predicted model, not a curated record. Lineage: Eukaryota; Metazoa; Mollusca; Gastropoda; Architaenioglossa; Ampullariidae.
CAGAGUAUCAAGAUUUCUAAAUAAUCGUCUAAGAGCAUAUUAUUAAAAUCGUAAAUGCAUAAUUACCAUCUGGUCAAUUCAGUAAUGUUACUAUGCGUAUUUACAGUUGUUUGUUCGAAACUAUCAUGACGUCACCAUAACUCUGCUUCUGCGGGGAGCGAGGGACGCCGAGACACGAAAGAGGGGUGGGUUAGGAAGUUUCAGAAUGGUUUACUAGACGUUGUGUGUCAGGUGUCUUAGUAACAUGUAUGUCCAAAUCAUGUGGCACACGUGCCAUUUUGGCCACAUUCAUUGUAAAUUCGCUGCACCGUCUUUCGUUUCUUUGGUGAAUUAAUUGAUCGACGUUUUGUAGUUGUCAUAAUAUCCAAUCUAAAUUUUCUUUUGAUUCUGUUAGUUUCUCGAUUUUGUCCAUUCCAGAAUACCCCUCUCAUAAUUUUUUUUGUACGCAUCCAGUAUAGUCUAAAGUCAACUUUAUUUUAUUAAUUGAAACUGUUGUGUGUGUUUUUUUUUAAAGUCAUUGUAUUUCUCGAGACCACUUUAAUUAUAUUGUUCGCAUCUCUUAUCUCUUCACUGCUUUAUUGAUCUAUAAUCUUUGUAGAUGUUAAGUUCAUUAUGUUUCGGCACCAUGGUUGUGUUGAUCUUUUGAUCGCUUUAUUCUCGAGCUGCCGGUAGAGAUCAAUAUGGACAUUCAAAAAGUGCCCUAAAUUUGUCACUUGCUUUCUUGACUCUUUUCGGUUUUUUUAAAUGCACAUAUAUUUAGCUUUUUACGCUGAUGUUGAGUGCCAUAUGGACAAGCUCAUUUGACAUUGAGCACACAUUUUUCUUGUGACAUCUGGGGUUACAAAAAAAGGUCAAAAACCUCAUUUCCUGCAAUGUCACAAAAUUAAGUUUGCUAACUGGGCAACACAUCAAGGCUCUCCUAUUGGCUGUGACUGACUUCAAUAGCGCUUUUAGAAUGUCAGACUGGAAGCUGCUGUCAUUUUACACAACAAACACAGGAUCACCAUUCCAUCUUGAGGAUAUAGGAAAUAGUGACUUUCGUGAUGUAGAACCGAUUACUAAUGGCACUGAUAUUCCAGCAGCACAAGAACUGUUUUGUACAGACAGCAACAUUGGUAGCUGUGUGGCCUACCUUAAUCAGGAGCUCCAGCUACUAGGCAUGUCCUCCAUUGCCUUCGAUAAAAAGGGGCAACCUGACACAGUCUGCAUUUUGAACAGAACUUACGACUUAUUUCAACUGUAUCAGCAUCUUUUUAGCACAAGAGAUGACUUAGAGAAUAGAAUUCAACGUCUUAACAGUGAUUGCAAUCACCAGAAGUCAUGUGUAGCAAGAGCAAAUCGACAGCAUCAAGCAUUAGACAAGGCACUGGCCCAGGAAACAGAAAAAUUACGGCAACUGACGUCACAGCAUAAAGUGAUCUCUUGUAAGCUGAAGACGGAGAAGGAAGAGGUGAAGUGCUUGCAGUCCAUCAUGCACCAUAAGGAUUUGCAAUUUAAGCAUGAACUGAAGAAAAAAGAGCGAGAGAUGAACAGACUGAAGGAUCGGCUGCACCAAUUGUUGAUGGAUAAAAACCAAGAUCGAAAAAUUGGCAUGGAUUUAAUGCAUCCAGUUCAAAACUUAGAUGGCCGGCGCAGCCAGUGGAAAACUGGAUUGAGCAAACAAGAGGAAGAAAUGUAUCAGCUUCUGAUACAUAAUUAUGAGGUCAGACACCAAGAACUUCUGCUGGAAAAUACUGAACUUCGUAACUCCCUACUCAUCCUGCAUCAAGAAUUGACUACUGUGUUGAAACUCACUGAAGAGUUUACACCCGCCAGAGACAGGGAAGCAUUAAAUACUCCUAACCAUUCGUUACUGAAUAUGGAGAAUGAUGAGGAGUGUGAAGAGAUUAAAGAGUCCAACUGUACUGUUUCUGGAUUACAUGCAGGUUGUUAUCAAAUGCCUUAUGACUUGAUGCGCCAAGAGAUAGAGCAAGCAUUCAAGAAAACCUGCAGGAUGAUAUGUCAAAGAAUCAAGGAUGCACAGGAAAAAAAGUCUGAAGGCACCAACAUCAAACCCAAAACACCCGCAUCAUUGGAUGAAGAGUCUACAUUUCAGCUGGAGCACCUCAAGUCAAAGAUAGCAAAAUACAAAGAUAUCAUACAACAGCAAGAGCACUUGAUACAGCAGUUUUCCAAGACAAACUCAGGUUCUGCCUUUCAGGAGUCUCACUUGUUACAUGAAAAGAACAUGCUUGAAAGACAGAAGAAGCUCUUUCUCGAAGAGAAGACACAUUUUGAGGAGGAGAAGAGGCUUUUUACUGAGGCUGCAGUAAAACUUGCCCAAGAGAGGCAAGCAGUUCAAGAUGAAAGGAUAAAACUUCUUAAAGGCCACUUUUUUUCUCCUCGAGAAACACAAACACCCAACAAAAUAUUGCAGAAAGAGGGAGGAGUGAGACUUCUGCCUCCAACACCUAAUGCUUCUCCAGUGCAUGACGAAAAAAUUCAUAUGCGAACUGCAGAACAGUUGUUACGAGCUCUUGGGAUUACAGAUCUGCCGAGGUUAGAAAAAAGCAGGUUGUCUGUGUCACCUCUACCUAGAGGAACUUAUGAUUCUCCAGCAGCAUCAAGAACAGCAGCCCCAACAGAAAGUGGUAUUAAGAAGAUACUGUUUCCUUCCACAGCAUCAGUAGAAAUGGAACCUUCUGAAAAAGACUGACACUCAUUGAGUUGGUUGCUAUAAUCAUCAUGGUUUUAAGUUAGCACCAUUAGUGUGUUCUUAGUGAUAAAGAAACAUUCUUUAACACACUCUUUCUCUGCAAUACUUGCUUGAAAAUUCUCAUCUUUCAAAUAUUCUUCUUGAUUUUAUUGUUUAUAAAUAUUUAUGGUAACAAGCCAUUUGAGCAUAAUGCCCACCUUUAAGCACAUGAACUUAGUUCAUGCCAUUUCCAACAGGUAGUGCUACUAAAUCUGGUGUUCAGAGUGUCAUCAUUUUGCUAAUAAUAUAGUUUUAUCUCACAGUUGAUGGUGUUUGGAGUCCUAUAUUCAAAAAAUACUUUCAAAUAGCUGAAAAAGGGCCCCUGCAAAGUAAUAAAAGAGCUAUGGAGCACUUGCAGGGAUAGAAAAUGCUUUAGUAUGAGACAGGCAGAGGUGGUUAAAGUAUGUAGUUUAAAGUGGAAAAUAUAUAGUUUAAAGUGGAAGAUAUAUUUGGAUUUAUUCUCAUUUAUUGGCAAGUGCUGCCUUGUGCUUCAUUGUUGUAUAUCUGAUCAUCUCCCAGAGUUUUAUUGUGAGUUGUAACACUGUAUGUUGGCAUUAUAUGAAGUCCUUUUUUAUGUUUGAAGGUAUCUUUAAAACCUGAUUUAAUAUUUAUAAAUGAUAUAAAGAUGAAUUCAAGCAUCUUACACACAUCUUAAAGAUGAUUAUCAAAUGGCUGCAGUUAAACAUAAUCAGGGUAUGGAUGUCAUUUUUGCAGCCUUUACUUCUAUUUAAAAAAACAUUCAGUGUGAGUGCAAUGUUUUCAGCUGGGUUUCAUUUCUGUGCCAUGUUUAAUACCUUCAUAGUGUUUAAUGUUCAUUUACUUAAUACUGCUAACUGCCGAUGGUGGCUGUCUUACAUAUACUGCAUUCAGGUCUGCAGAUUUAUGUCAUAAUAAGAAAUGCUACUCCCUCACUGUCUGGGCUGGAAUGUGGGAUCAGUAGCCCUUGGUAAAACAGUGACCAUAGUGUUGAUGGUACUACUCACAAGUUCCAAAGCAUUGAUAAAUAAAUUUUUAAUUAAAUUCUCUUUUAAACGUAAAAAAUCAAUUUUUUUCUCAAAUAGAAAACCUUUCAGCAUUUGGCCAUCACUGAUGAGAAAAAAACAAGAGUUUCUCAGAAAAUAACAUUGAAAAUGGAGGCAUUGAGGCUGCAUCAUAAAGAAAUUCAGUGUGAAAGUUUGAGACUUGGUAAAUGUGGGAAAAAAUAAGUACUUCCACACUCUGUGCUCUGCGCUAAAGAAACAAAGCAUUCUGAGUACAAGUUGAAGGCAGGAUGUUGGAUGCUUGAAGUGAUCAUUAUUACUUUCAUAAAAGAGCUGAAUCUCAUUUUAUAUGGCUUUUAUUGUAUUGCAGUUAUUCCCAUCUCCUCUGUCUUUUAUGUUGAUACAUAUCCUUUGUAUUACUGCCACUUUUGGUCUUAGUCUUUUAUUUUAUUGAUUUGUUUAUUACUGUAUAGGAGAGUAGGAUCAUUCUUGCAAUUUUUAGUAUGUUUUCUACUUUUUAUAGAAGCACUAGCUACAUAUGUAAAAAAAAACUGACACAAGUAUGCAUUAGAUUUUAAAAAAACUUUUGAGCACUGUUAGACUAUAUCAACUUUCUGUUAAGGUAUUACUUAUAAUUUCCUUAGCCUUUCAUCAUCAAGGACAAUAAAACAUUUUUUUUCUCAGCUUUUACUUAAACAUCAAAAGUGUUCUUAAUCUCUAUGCUCUGUUCUUAUGAGCUUGUUUUUAAAUGUCAGAAUUGUAUUAUUUGUUCAAGUUUCAUAAUCUUAUUUUCUAGAAAUCUCAUUAAUUUAACUAUUUUUGGUACUAUAGAAAAGCAGUCAGUCUUCAUGGCCAGUGCAUGAGUUUUCCAAGCCCACUGAUGAAAUUUACUGACAUUUUGUAUGCCAUUUCAUGCAAAGGCCCGACUACUUUAAAUGGAAUAAAAGGAGUAUUUCAAGAAAUGCUGCAUAGAUUUUAAACAUCCUGUGAAUUAGUAAAGAUUAUAUGGUUUAAGUGAUAAAUAAAAGAAUAUUUGAUACUCUAUAAAUUUGUCAGUGAGCUUGGAUGCUGUCAGUUUAUGCGGUUAUCUUUAUUUUGCUUUAUCAGGCAUGCUUUAAAAUCUGCAUGAUCUUUUCAUACUUAUAAAAUCUCUAGAGUUAACUCAUUCUAAUUUAGGAUAACCAAAAUGUACAUAAAUAAGUAGGGUCUGAGCAUUUAAAGAGUUUUGCUUUCUUGCGUAAGUUAAAUACUUAAAUGUAAAAUACACAGACUAGAUUUAGGAGUAUAAAACAAAUUAGGAGUUAUUGUCAAUUUUUGGUACUUAUGGUUCAAUCUAUGAGUAAUUAUUUAGAUUAUUGAAGGGUAUUGUUUUUAUCACUCUUUGGUCUUUAAAAUCUUUUAUGACAUAUUGUCAUCUGAUGUUUUAAGUUAGACAUUAAUCCUAAUCUUCCUCCUUCCUCACCAUGUCCAUCCUUCUCCUCAUCAAUCUUUGUCAAUCAUGCACUUGUUUCACUCAUUUGUCCAUCCUCCCUUUCUCAGUCUUGAUCUGUCAUCACUUUUUUCAUCCUCAAAUUUAUGUUGGUGGUAACAUUACUUUAAAAAUCACUGUUUUAAGUUCACCAACAAUUUUCACUUGUGUUAAUAGCAAGUCAGGUGUUGUGCUGUUUCAGGAAUUUUACACCCAAAAUACUUAUGGCAUUGUUUAUGUUUCAGUUUCUUUGUUUAUAGAAAAAGUAUUUAUAGAACAUAUCAUGAUGAAAUAAGUGAAUUAUUUGCAGUGUUGUGCAAGUUGUUGUUAGCAGGACUAGGUGUGUACGUUGACUUAUUCUCUUUUGGAAAAUGUUAUCUGCACAAGUCAAAUCUGAUUUUUAAAUCAUUCCCCAUCCACAAACACCUUCAUUUAUUAAUAAUUAUUAAUAAAAUGUGGGACUGUGAUUUUACUUUGCCAGCAUGUCACUGGCAAACUUGUAAAACCUUUAUUUACAUAUCAAAGAAAGAACAUUCCCUCUGUUAAAUUGUUAUGUUCUCGCAUGGGUAUGGAAACAAUGCUGGUCUGAUAGAAGUGAUACACAGAAAACUUGUCAUUUUGUAUAUUUAUAUUCAGGAUGCAUGUAUCUUAUUAGGGUGUGUCAUUGCAGCAGAUGUGUAUGUGUGUAUGUGCAGCUGCGCAUGUUUUCAAACACUGCCAUUGCAGUUAUUACUGUUUAUAAUAAAUGACCCUUGCCCAUUCAGUUGAUAUAUUUCUUACAAACAUGCACGAGUUUACAUCAUUGUUGUGAUCUAUGCAAAGCUCUUGCAGCAAUAAAUGAUGACAAAAUG